Messenger RNA from Penicillium olsonii, 978 nucleotides. Lineage: Eukaryota; Fungi; Ascomycota; Eurotiomycetes; Eurotiales; Aspergillaceae. The record is from the annotation of a GenBank genome assembly.
AUGAACACUCUCAUGGCCAGUGCCCGCUCCCUCUCCUCACACCCGCGAACCCUCCUACUCACCUUCGACGCGUUUGGGACCCUUUUCUAUCCUCGUCCACCUGUGCCACAGCAAUACGCGGCCGUCGCCCACGAAUUCGGCCUAUCCCGCUCCACUGUCACCACUCAAGCAAUCCAACGAGCCUUUGGGGAUGUGUAUCGUACACACGCAAAGCGCUGGCCUAACUAUGGCCGCGCCGAUGUGCUUCGGGGACGGUACGGCGGGCCGCGACAGUGGUGGGAGGAAGUGAUACGGGAGUGUUUCAUGCGUGUGUUGGCAUGUCAAGAUAGUCACUUGGCCGCGCAAGAGCACCAUCAACCGCCCUUUGAGCUUCCUCCGGGGAUGGUUCAGGCACUGCUUGAUCGUUUUGCCUGUGAGGAAGGGUAUGCACUCUUCGACGAUGUCAUUCCCUUCUUCAAUCGCAUGCGCGAGCUACGAAGCUCAUCUCGGCACUUUGAUCGGGUUGUGCUAGGCGUGGUCUCUAAUUCCGAUGAUCGAGUCCCUGCGGUACUCACAGCUUUGGGGCUUCAAGUUGGAGAUCUACGUGCCGACCAAGAUCUGUCGAGUAUGGAGUUACCUGGCUUCGAGCAACGAAACGGAUCCAAUGAGACACGCUCGGGUGACCAUUCACAUAACGAUUUAGACUUUGUGAUCACCAGCUACGAGGCGGGUGAGGGAAAGCCGAACCGACUUAUUUUCGAUAUUGCCCAACGACAAGCUCGUCUAGUGCCAAGCAUGCAUGACCAAGCGCAGGGUUCAUUCACUCCCGAUGAGACAAAGGGAUGGGUCUGUGUCCAUGUUGGUGAUGAAUAUGAGAAGGACUACUGCGCUGCGAUAAAUGCUGGGUGGAGGAGCUAUUUGAUCCCCCGCGCGACCGGGGAGUUUCCUAUAAAACCAAUUGCCUCGUUAUUCGAUUUGAUCGACGAGCUGAAGAUAUAA